Fusarium graminearum PH-1 is the source of this 991-nucleotide messenger RNA. RefSeq names its product Rho3 protein. Lineage: Eukaryota; Fungi; Ascomycota; Sordariomycetes; Hypocreales; Nectriaceae. The transcript has 4 exons. Gene Ontology annotation, molecular function: GTPase activity; GTP binding. The record is from RefSeq and is a predicted model, not a curated record. Bases 1 to 618 code for a protein of 205 amino acids. Gene Ontology annotation, biological process: small GTPase-mediated signal transduction.
AUGCCUGCUCUUUGUGGAGGAUCCAAGACUGUUCAGCGAAAGCUGGUUCUGCUGGGUGAUGGUGCUUGCGGAAAGACAUCAUUGCUCAACGUCUUUACUAGAGGCUACUUCCCAACGGUUUACGAACCUACGGUUUUCGAGAAUUACGUUCACGACAUCUUUGUGGAUAAUGUCCACAUCGAACUUUCUCUCUGGGAUACAGCCGGCCAAGAAGAAUUCGACCGAUUACGAUCCCUCUCCUACGAUCUCAUCAUGCUCUGCUACUCAGUCGACAGCAAAGACUCGCUCGAAAACGUAGAGUCCAAGUGGGUAGGCGAAAUCGCCGACAACUGCCCCGGCACGAAACUCGUGCUCGUAGCCCUCAAGUGCGACCUCCGCGAGCAGGGCGAAGACGACGAAAACGCAGCAGCGGGCGGCGAAUCAGAACAACCCCGGGAGAAGAAGCCAAUGAUCAACUACGACCAGGGUCUCGAGGUGGCGCGUCGCAUAGGCGCCCAGCGAUACCUCGAGUGCUCCGCCAUGAAGAACAGGGGCGUCAACGAGGCCUUUACCGAGGCUGCGCGCGUUGCUCUCAGCGUCAAGAAGGAUCGCGAGGAGGGCAAGUGCAUCGUCAUGUGAAGAAGUCAAAAAGAAACGGCAUUAUUUCUGGGGUCCCUGUUUUUUUUUUUUACGAUACGAUACGAGCAUUAUAAUCGAAAAAAUACGAAGCCUGGCUGACACGCUUGAAACGACACAUACGGGCUUCGUUUAUUUUUAUCUCACUCUCGAGAGGGGGUAUCUUUUUUCAACAACUGUAUAUAUCGUGCUGCAUAUUUGCACAUAGGGUUUUUUGCUUGGGUGUUUUAUUUUACGCGGCAUUUUCUUUUUUAGCAUGUUGGGCUUUUUGCCACAAGCAAAAAGGUCUGGCUCAAAAAAAGAGGGAUGAAGAGGAGUAGAACUGCUGGGGGUGUUAUCGGUCGAGAAUUGACGAGAUGCUUUUUGUCAUUAUUAU